Molecule: messenger RNA, 877 nt
Organism: Fragaria vesca subsp. vesca
Lineage: Eukaryota; Viridiplantae; Streptophyta; Magnoliopsida; Rosales; Rosaceae
Exons: 4
Coding region: 273-545 (90 amino acids)
Source: RefSeq, a predicted model, not a curated record
CAGAAAACCGAGAGCAUUCCAAAUUUCCCCAUCAGUUGAGGCAACUUACAAACAGCCAAUGAUCCCAGCUGCCUCGCUCGGCAUUUCUGAAAAUGGCUGUUGGGUUGGUGGCGGGAGAAUUGAAAUAAAAGAAGCGGUUGGCCCAAUUAUGUGGCGGGAUCGGCCCAAUACUAUUCUAACAAAAUGGUUCAGGGUGAUUUUCGUAAUUCACUUGGCCACGGGGUUCUAUAUCUGUUUCGGUCGGACCCGGAUCCCUGGAGCCGCCUGCAGAAAUGGUGAUUACCAACUUCAAUGGAGCUGGGGUUGGCUUUGGAUUCGGCGUUGGCUGCGGUUUUGGGGUUGGAUGGGGAUUUGGAGGCACGCCUUUGAAUAUCUUGGGGCUUGGUGUAGGUGGAGGCUGUGGUGUUGGACUAGGUCUUGGAUGGGGCUUUGGCACUGCAUAUGGUAGUCAGUAUCAUUCAUCUGGGGUCACAUUCCAUGGUAUAGAGGUUGGCAAAAAGGAUCAUGAACAGAAAAGCAAUCAGGACGCUCAUGCUUCACAAUAGCUGCAACUAAGCUCAUUUCGCAAUAGGUGACUCUGAGUUCAUAAUCUCUGCUUGGUGAAUGUUAAGUUUUUGUGACUGCAGCGCCCCUAAAGUUGCAGUCCUGAUGUUACAACAAGCCAAUGUGACUUGGAAGUUUGUCAACUAGUAUGUAUUUAGUCUAAUUGGCACUCGGAUUGUCUAUGUAGAGAAAGAACAAAGCUGGAGAAUGGAGAUUCUUUUGGUGUUUAGCAUUCAUUUGAUUUUCAUAGUAUUGUCUAUGUUGAGCAACUUCUUUCUGUCAGAAUCAAAGUUAUCACUCUUAAUGAAAAAAAAAAACUAUUGCUGUCUGCUAU